AUGUCUGACGGCUGGGGAUCCCCCGAGCAGAAGCCGGCGGCCCCCAAGGAGGCUGCCGGGCCUUCAGCUACCGAUGCGAAACGUCCUGAGAAGCCAGCUGGUGACUGGGGUCAGCCCGUUGCAUUCGACUAUACCGAAACUGAUGUUGACCGCAAGUGGGGCAGCAACGGCGCCAUCUAUGAAUGGGAUGGCGAAGAAGGCGAAGUCGCCCCUGUGAAUCCAAGUCUGGAACUCGAGCUCUUCGGUUGCCCGGAGGAGCGACACUGCGCCGGCGUCGAUUUCUCCAAGAUCGCGGAGAUCAGUGUCUCCCAAGAGGGUGAGAAACGUAUCAUCCCUAUCUCGCACUUCAAAGAAGCGGGUCUUCACCCUCUCAUGAUGAAGAAUAUUGAGAUGGCCGGCUACAAAACACCGACCCCCAUCCAAAAGUACUGCAUUCCGGCGAUCAAGAUGGGACAUGAUUUGAUCGCCAUUGCUCAGACAGGUUCGGGCAAAACUGCAGCAUAUCUGGUUCCUAUUUUGAACGAGCUGAUGGGCAAAGCCAAAAAGUUGGCUGGUCCCCGUCCACCUCAGCAAGCCGAGAAUGGACCACGUCAAUACGUACGAGCCGAGCCUUUGGUACUCGUGGUUUGUCCUGCUCGAGAACUAGCAAUUCAAAUCUUUGACGAAGCGCGUCGUUUCUGCUACCGCACAAUGCUUCGUCCUUGUGUUGUCUAUGGAGGAGGACCUAUUCAGGAGCAACUCCAGCAGAUUGGACGAGGCUGCGAUGUCCUCGUCGCCACUCCUGGUAGGCUUAUCGAUAUCAUGGAGCGCUCGCACCUGUUCACACUUCGUCGACUUCGAUACAUGGUGAUCGACGAGGCUGAUGAGAUGCUCGACAUGGAUUGGCAGAAUGAAUUUGAGAAGAUCCUCACUGGUGGAGAACAAGAGCAAGGAAAUGUGAAGUACAUGCUAUUCUCGGCCACUUUCCCUGGCGCUGUUCGCAAACUCGCCAAGGACCAUCUUGCGAUGAAUCAUAUUCGCAUUCGCGUGGGCCGCAUCGGAAGCUCUCACGCAAAUAUUACGCAAGACAUCAUCUUCGUGAAGCAGGAGCUGAAGCGAGAGGCUCUUCUUGAUCUUCUGUACUCGCUAUCUCCUGGCCGAACCAUCAUCUUCGUCAACAGCAAGCGCACGGCAGACGAGAUUGAUGAUUUUCUCUUCCACAAGGGUAUGCCUUGCACUUCGAUGCACUCGGACCGCACUCAGCGAGAGCGCGAGGAUGCAAUGCGAGCGUUCCGCUCUGGAAAGUCAGCCCUUCUGGUCACCACUGGAGUUACGGCUCGUGGAAUCGACGUACGUAACGUCCGCUACGUUGUCAACUUUGAUCUUCCAAGUGCGGACCACGGCGGCAUUCAGGAAUAUGUUCACCGCAUUGGUCGAACUGGCCGCAUUGGAUACACCGGUUCUGCCACCUCGUUCUACACUGAGCGCGAUGAGGCUCUCGCUGGAGAUUUGACCAAGAUUCUCAUGGAGACUCAACAGCCGGUGCCUGACUUCCUCCAGCAGUACAUCCCCGAGGGUGCAGAUCCAAAGAACUUCAAAAUGGAGGACGACAAGAGCGACUUCGAAGAAGAGGAGGGGGAUGCCGGAGACACAUGGCAGACAGAUGGGCCCAAUGACGGCCAGAAUGCUGGUAGUUCUUGGGUUUCUGGCGGUGCAGAUGACAGCUGGGGUGCGCCCUCGGCCGGAGGAGCUGCUGCGGAUGGUUGGGGUUCUGGUGGCAACUCAGGAGGUGACUCCUGGGUGAAUGCAGGCAAUGCAGAAGUUGACUGGAGAAAAUUUUCAGUCCUCAACCGCCCACCGCCCAGCUACCCAGGCCACGUGCCGCUGACGGGCUUCGAGCGCGCCGCCCUAGCCGUCGGCUCCGGCAUCGCGUCCUUCGUAAACCCGUACCGGGGGGACAUGAUCGCGGCUCUAGGCGAGGCCACCGCGUCGCCGUACUUCAUCCAGCGGCUGCGACGGGCGAUGCUCGCAUCCGCCACGGGGCGCCGGAUCUUACGGGACCGGCCGCGAAUCACCUCGGCGUCGCUGAACCUGCCGUUCCUGCGCUCGCUGCCGCAGAACACUGUCGGCGGGACGUACGUGGCGUGGCUGGACCGGGAGGGCGUGUCGCCGGACACGCGCAGCGGGGUGCGGUUCAUCGACGAUGAGGAGUGUGCGUACGUGAUGCAGCGGUACCGCGAGUCGCACGAUUUCUACCACGCGCUGACGGGCCUGCCGAUCGUGCGCGAGGGCGAGGUCGCUCUCAAGGCCUUCGAGUUCGCCAACACACUGCUCCCCAUGACGGGGCUCUCGCUGCUCGCCGUCGCGACGCUCAAGCCGGCGGAGCGCAGGCGCUUUUUUACGAUAUAUGCGCCGUGGGCGGUGCGCAACGGCUUGCGCUCCGAUGAGGUUAUUAAUGUGUAUUGGGAGGAGGAGAUGGAGACGGAUGUGGAUGCGUUGAGGGCCCGGUUGGGCAUCGAGACGCCGCCUGAUUUGCGCGAGAUACGGAAGAGGGAACGCGCAGAAAAGAAGAAGCAAGACGAAGGGGUUGGAGGAAGUAGCUGGUGUGCAGACUGCUGGGAGUUGAGAUGGUUGCGAAGAAAAAGAAAAAGGGGUAUUUAA
Molecule: messenger RNA, 2640 nt
Organism: Daldinia childiae
Lineage: Eukaryota; Fungi; Ascomycota; Sordariomycetes; Xylariales; Hypoxylaceae
Product: ATP-dependent RNA helicase DED1
Exons: 6
Coding region: 1-2640 (879 amino acids)
Biological process (GO): ubiquinone biosynthetic process
Cellular component (GO): nucleus; mitochondrial inner membrane
Molecular function (GO): RNA helicase activity; ATP binding; RNA binding
Source: RefSeq, a predicted model, not a curated record